GGAUAGAUCGCUCCCAAAAAGUCAACAAGCGUUCAUUUUAUAGGGCGGAAAUUGAAUAUAUGACGUGCGAUUUUUGGGAAUAAACGGCGCCAAGUCAAUCUUCCUUUUUCCCAAUUCCACCAUGCCAUCUUCACCGUCCUCGCGGUCGCACUCACGAUCCCGCUCUCGAUCACGAUCACCUGCACGCUCGUCUCGUCGUGACUACCGCUCCUCUCGUCGACGCUCACGGUCUCGUUCACGAUCGCCUCCUCGAAGACGUUAUUCACGCGAUCGCAACAAUCGACGAUCGGAAGGCGGGGGUGAUGGUCGUCGUCGUUAUCAAUGGGGCCGACCAGAUGAAGAGGAGAAAGAACAAGAACCUAAACCGGAGCAAAAGAAGCAAGAACCGAAUUUUGGAUUAUCUGGGAAACUUGCUGCCGAAACCAAUACCUACAAAGGCGUGGAGCUGAAAUAUAAUGAGCCUCCAGAAGCGGCCAAACCUACAAAAAAGUGGCGACUCUACGUAUUCAAAGGCGACGAACAAAUUGAUUUACUACAUAUUCACCGACAGACGGCUUUUUUGAUUGGAAGAGAUCGCAUUGUCGUCGAUUUGCCGGUAGAUCAUCCGUCAUGCUCCAAGCAACAUGCUGUAAUACAGUUCAGAGAAGUGAGAGAGGGUCCCAACAAGGAGCGACACGUGAAACCAUUCAUCAUUGACCUCGAGUCUACCAAUGGUACAUUCCUUAAUGGAGAACAAAUUCCAAGUACCCGAUAUGUGGAGCUGCGAGUCAAAGAUGUGCUAAAGUUUGGUCAAAGCACGCGGGAAUACGUAUUACUCCACAGCGAAAUCAACGAAUCGUAAUAGAUCCUCAGCGCAAGGAAGGUUAUAAAAUAGAUGGUACAAUAAAACAUCCGAUUCAAU
Messenger RNA from Radiomyces spectabilis, 901 nucleotides. RefSeq names its product SMAD/FHA domain-containing protein. The coding region runs from base 122 to 841 and encodes 239 amino acids. Gene Ontology annotation, biological process: mRNA splicing, via spliceosome; maintenance of RNA location. Lineage: Eukaryota; Fungi; Mucoromycota; Mucoromycetes; Mucorales; Radiomycetaceae. The transcript is spliced from 4 exons. Gene Ontology annotation, cellular component: nucleus. The record is from RefSeq and is a predicted model, not a curated record. Gene Ontology annotation, molecular function: protein binding; mRNA binding.